Molecule: messenger RNA, 2036 nt
Organism: Salvia miltiorrhiza (redroot sage)
Lineage: Eukaryota; Viridiplantae; Streptophyta; Magnoliopsida; Lamiales; Lamiaceae
Product: exocyst complex component EXO70H1
Exons: 1
Coding region: 202-1881 (559 amino acids)
Biological process (GO): exocytosis
Cellular component (GO): exocyst
Molecular function (GO): phosphatidylinositol-4,5-bisphosphate binding
Source: RefSeq, a predicted model, not a curated record
UACACAUUCGAAAUUUCAAAUUCUCACUCUCACUCCCAUCUAUUGAUUCUAUUUAUACGCAUUGAUUUUCUCACUCCAAAAUCCAAACCAAAAUCACAAAUUCUAUAACUGCAAAAGUUGAGCAAAAUGAAAAAGAAAAUCCAUCACGCAGCCAACAAAUUUCAAAUCCACAAACACUGAAAUCAAGUUAUUGUGAGGAAAAUGAAAAUUCGGAUAUUUUCUAGUAACGUAAGUGAUCAUUCUUCUCUACAGUCUCAUCAUCAUCACCGCAACUCCGCCGCUCCGUCGUCGGCGACGCCUCGCCCCCGCAGCCUCUCCGAGAUCAUGGCGGAGGAAUGCAUCAGCUGCGCCAGUUAUUUAAUCAGGAAAUGGCAAGUAGAUGCCGGCAAAUUCGGAACACUCUCAUCUCUGUUUCUCUCUGACAGAGAAGAAGCUGAGAAAUUGCUGGAAGCUACGAUCGGCCUUCAACGCGCCAUGAAGUAUCACGUGAAGCUGAGCACGACAUCAGACGAACUCGUCGGAGCUCAAGCAUUGAUGCAGAUCGCGAUGCAGAGGCUCAAAUUUGAAUUUUACGCAAUAUUAUCCGCCAACAGAAACGACUGCGUUUCUGAAAAUCGAGAGAGCGCGGCGGCGGCGGCGGCGGCACCGCGUCCUGCGUCGGAAAGUGAGAGAGCGGUGGAGGAUUUGAAGAGCGUUGCGGAGUGCAUGAUCGCAUGCGGUUAUGGAAAAGAGUGUGUCAAUAUUUAUCGAAUUGUGAGAAAAUCGAUCGUUGAUGAGGCGAUUUAUUGCUUGGGGAUCGAGAGAUUAAGCAGUGCUCAGCUGAAGAAAAUGGAAUGGACUGCUCUGGAGACGAGGAUCCAGAGAUGGCUGAGCGCGGUGAACAUCGUCGUAAGAAAACUGUUUUAUCGAGAGAAAGUUAUCUGUGAUGCUGUCUUCUCUUCGUCGAAGAAGAUUGCGGAGGCGUGUUUCGCCGCAGUUUCCAGAGACGCGGCGGCGGAUCUGUUUGCUUUCGCUGAGAAUGUCUGCAAUUGCAAGAAGCUGCUCUCGCCGGAGAAGGUGUUCCGGUUGCUGGAUAUUUAUGAGGCGAUCUCCGAUUUCUGGCCGGAUAUUGAAUUCAUAUUUUCCGAUAAACUCUCAUCGGCGCAAAUGAAGCUUCGCGAGACGGUGAGGGCAAUGUUAGGGCAAUUCGAAGAGGCGAUUCGGAAGGAUUCCGCUCAACCGCCGCCAGGCGGCGGCGUCCACCCCCUCACGCGCUACGUGAUGAAUUUCCUCGAAUUCCUCGGCGACUACGCCGCCGCGGUCUCCAACAUUUUGCAGGAUUCGCCGCUGAAAGUGCGAAGCCCUGCCUCCGGCGGCGAUGAGAUCAGCCGUCGCCUCUCGUGGUUGAUUCUGGUCCUCCUCUGCAAGCUAGACGGCAAGGCGGCGGCUUACGACGACGUCGCAUUGUCCUACUUGUACUUGGCGAACAACCUGAACUACGUCGUUUCGAAGGCACGGAAUUCGAAUUUAGGGAUCCUGAUCGGGAAAAACUGGAUCCGGGAACACGAGGCGAAGGUUCAAACGUACUUAGCAAAUUACGAGAGAAUCGGUUGGAGUAAUGUCAUCUCCGCCGUGCCGGAGAAUCCAGCCGCCGUGACGCCGCCGUCGAAGGUGAGAGAAUUUCUCGAAUUGUUUUAUGUUAGCUUCGAAGAUGCGUGUAGGAAGCAGAGAUCGUGGGUCAUACCCGACCCGAAAAUCAGGGAAGGUGUAAAGAUCUCAUUGGCUAAAAGGAUUCUUUCGGGUUAUCGGGUCUUAUGCAAGCAGGGUAAAAGGGUAGGGCUAAUUGUCAGAUAUACCCCCGAAGAUUUAGAUAAUUACUUGGCAGACCUGUUUAAAGCAUAAUUAGUGCAAUUUUUGUGCAUAAUUUUUUCAAUUUUUUCAAUUCUAAGUAUUCUUUACAACAAUGGUUAUAUAAUUCCAAAAAAAAAAAAAUGUUGGUUAUAUAAUGAGAUUUUAUGUCAGUUAAUUGGAAAACCAUAUGCGAUUUUUGAUUUUCA